Gongylonema pulchrum is the source of this 552-nucleotide messenger RNA. NCBI's taxonomy places the organism in Eukaryota, Metazoa, Nematoda, Chromadorea, Rhabditida, Gongylonematidae. The record is from the annotation of a GenBank genome assembly.
AUGGAAGGCACCGAAGAAGGCGCCCGGAAAUGCAUCGAGAACACCCUGAGCACACUGAUUCGCAGAAAUUUCGUAGCUGAAACGAUCGACGCAAAAUUUGAGGUUGCCGAGAAUGUUGAUGCUUGGCUUCCAGAACUCCUGGAAAACAGUACAUGGCGCAAUUUAAUCUAUUCGCUCUCGGAACAAAAUCCACAAUCGCAGUUUCUAAAGGUCGCUAUCCAUAACAUAUCGGAUGCCGGCUUCCAGCACGAAAUUACAAAUGUUAACACAGCUGCCCAGCAAUUCUUGGUGCUAAUUGUCAUUACUCGAAGGCCCUUCACGAAACAGGAAUUGCAGGAAGAGGGAAGGGGCAAAGUAGCGAUGAAAUGUGCGCAUAUGUCUGAAGCAAUAUGUCAAGGAGCGCGCAAAGACCAUUUCGAAGACGUGAAUGCAAUUCACUUUGCUCUGGUAGAAGUAAAUAACGAUGUAAGGCAAGCAAUGCACGCGAUGAUAAAUAACAAAUGCUUAAAUCCAACUGAUAUCACAUGUCUUUAUGAAGUAAGUAAUUUUUGA